Nematostella vectensis (starlet sea anemone) is the source of this 2922-nucleotide messenger RNA. RefSeq lists its product as uncharacterized. The transcript has 16 exons. Gene Ontology annotation, molecular function: nucleic acid binding; protein binding. Bases 1 to 2922 code for a protein of 973 amino acids. NCBI's taxonomy places the organism in Eukaryota, Metazoa, Cnidaria, Anthozoa, Actiniaria, Edwardsiidae. Gene Ontology annotation, cellular component: membrane. The record is from RefSeq and is a predicted model, not a curated record.
AUGAGAAACCUACAGGACAGGCUGAUUGGACGCGAACUACACCCGGAGGAACUCAGUCAUUCGGAGGAGGGCAUAAUACGACUGGCUCAAUGCCAAGCAUUUACCGAAGAGUACAAGGCGCUCGCAACAGGGAAGCAACUCCCAAGUAAGAGUUUACUCGCCAUGUUGUGUCCUAGAUUGGAUGAGCAGGAGGUUAUUCGCUGUGACGGACGGCUUCAUUUUGCAGACGAGCUAACUUAUGAUAUCAGUGAUAGGUACUGGAUCAUCGCUGCGUGUGAAGAGAUCAGAGAGUGGGAGCAUGAGUGUAACAAGUGUAGGAAGCAGAAAAACGAGACCGCCACUCAGACUGCAGUACACCUAGAGGUGUCAUGGGGACUCGACACAGACAGCUUUUUAAGGGCGUUGAACAGGUUCACGAACAGAAGAGGGUUGCCAAAGGAGAUUGUGAGUGACAAUGGCACCAAUUGUGUUGGUGCGGUUAAUGAGUUCCAGGAACUUGUUGGUCAGAUUGACACCGACAAUGUUAUGCUUGCUACAGCACAGAAGGGGAUAAAGUGGCGGUUCAACCCGCCAGGCGCUCCACACUUCGUUGGGGCACACGAGAUAAUUGUCAAGGCGGCUAACACGCCUUCUACGCAGAGGUUGGAAAUGAUGUCACAGAUAAAGAGUUGGUUACUGUUUAUGAGGGGACGGUUUGCUCCUGAAACUGUGGAUACUGCGGCAUAUAAUCCACGCAACCGCUGGCGCAAGGUCCACGCGAUUAUUUCUAAGGAAUUCUCUGGCAACAGUGACGACACUACCGUUGUGCAAAAUGACGUGAAUCCACCAAUCAUAGGGUGGUACGUCAGACUCCACCCGGUCAAGUGGCACAGUCAUCCCGCCAUGCGCGUGGAGAUGUAUGGCUGCCUAUCAGUUCCCAAGGGAAUCAGGACAAUAGAAAAUCUUGGCUGCUUCAAAAGCAAAGGACCAAAUACCACCCUCCCCUCCCUUGAGAACAUCGACCCUGCCCUUCAGUGGAGUUACCAACAGCGAGCUGGCGCCAUUCUGCGCUGCGCUGAUGCUGCGUUCCGUCGCGGUUACGAAGUCUUCGGAAUCCAAGAUGGCGGCAAGUGUGUGGCGGGAGGCAUGUCUGACUAUGGCGGGAAUGGUGGCUCGAUUGAGUGUGUCGAUAAUGGGCGCGGUGCUAAUGGUGCUAACGAGGUGUAUCGAAUCGACAGGGAGUGUGCGUGGGGUCACGAGCUGUGCACGUGGACAUCGAAGGGCGGUAACGGCACUUGGGUGUUUGCUAAUGUGACGGAUAUAAGCGACGCUCCAAAAGGGGGCGAUGAUAAUGGCGUAGAAACAGCAAUUUUAUCCAGCCAAAAACAGUUCCAUACCCAACUGCCAAUCAACAUGACUGCUGCGAUCACUCUGUGUUACUGGGUCAUGUGUAACCCUUCGCGUCUUGAGGUUGCUAUGGAAACACAUGACGGCAAUACUGUAAUAGGCUUUACGCAGAGACACUGCGCACUUCAGCUCAAAGUUCUUGGAAAUAAGAUCUCCUACGAUAACUGUGUUUGCAAUAAAAUAUGGCGUCACGUGUGUGUCACGUGGAAGUCACAUGCCGGAGUCUGGGAGAUUUACCUUGAUGGGCAGGUCAUCGGUUUUGGUCGCUUGCUCAGUGCACGCUUAACAUUACCAGACACAACGCACUUCUCCAUAUUCCAUGAUGCAUUCAACUCGUCUUCGCCCACGAAACUGACCGGCCUGUCCGCAUGGGGUCACGUGAUCGUACCUGAAGAGAUAAUGCGUAUGUCCUAUGGGUGUGGUGACGUCAAGGGAGACAUUAUGAACUGGGGGAGUCUCUUUAAGCUUAUGAGAGGAUCGUAUCGGACAGAGAGACAAGCUGAUUGUAGGAUUGCAAAAGGAGGGAUGCUUCUAAACAUUUCUUCAACUGCUUCUGUUUUGUCCAGUCCGUGGUUUAACCGUUCUGGCUCAGAGUACGAGUCUUGCAUGAGAUUUCGUUACCUAGCAACGGGAAGAAGAACCGCCAGACUCGUCGUCUCGUUGAGAGUUGAGGGGGAUCCUAUGGGCGAGAGGCCGGUGUGGGGGGUAGGAGGAGAUGACGGAAGUGCGUGGCGGUACGGACAGGUAGUGAUCGGUACCGUCACUAGAUAUCAGGUCUCCUUUCAAGCGGCGUCCGUUGACCACUCGUCCAUGUUUGCAUUGGGGGGUGUCUGGUUUAGCUCUGGGUAUUGUGCAACCACGCCUCUAACAGCAGCUUCAGCAUGUAAUGAACACUUCACAGCGCCAUACGGCAACAUCACUUCUCCAAACUACCCCGGAUAUUACCCACGUGACACCAAAUGCGAGUGGCGGAUAACCGCCCCUGUCGACCACGUGAUCAGGAUUACAUUCCGGACAUUCCAAUUGCCUGAGCUACCACGCUGCGCAGGAGACUAUCUUGAGUUGCAUGACGGGAUACCUAGUGCUUCUCACAAAUCGUCGGUGAUUGGACGAUUUUGCGGCAAUUACUACCCACCUGUUGUUGAGUCGUCGGCUAAUCGGAUGGCUGUUGUUUUUAAAAGCAGCAGCAGCGCUGUUCCCGCAUCUGGAUUCUGGCUCUAUUACGAGGUUUUCGAAAACAAAGACGCAAAAUCCUGUUCUGGGAACACUGCUGAAUGCCCCGCCAGCUGCACGUGCUACCAGUCGUCAGGAAACAUUCCUCGCUUCGUGGUUGAGGGCAGAUUGUUAUCUGCUGUACCACGUGACAUCCCAGAAUACACCGCGGUAUUAUUACUAAAAGGCAAUCGCAUCAACGAAGUCAAGAAGUCUGACUUUGCCUCGCUCCCAUUAUUAGAAUACAUUGAUCUCAGCGGAAACAUCAUCCUUCGCCUUCUUGAUGGAGCAUUUUCUAAUCUUCCCUCCAUCAAGGAUAUGUAA